This is a messenger RNA of Lymnaea stagnalis (great pond snail), 879 nucleotides long. The record is from the annotation of a GenBank genome assembly. Lineage: Eukaryota; Metazoa; Mollusca; Gastropoda; Lymnaeidae.
GGAAUCGUCACCAACAUUUUAAACAUAUCGAUUCUGCAGCGCCACGGCAUGGACGAUUCCAUGAACGUUGUUCUCGUUGCGCUCGCCGUCUCCGACAUGGCGUAUUCGAUUUCUGAAACCGUCUACAGGAUCGGCCUCAUCGCAACCAAUGUUGACUUCUCCUUGGGGUACAACAUCCUCAGCGUCUACUACGUCAUUUUCUUGAAUCUGAGCUCGUGCGCCAUAGUGAUCAGCACCUGGCUUGUGUCCGUCAUUUCCUUUGAACGCAUGAUCGCCGUCUCCUUUCCCUUUCACUCCUCGAGAAUUAUAACCCCUCACAGAAUAAAGUGCCUCGUGAUCUCUCUCUACAUCAUCUUUAUUUCAAUGUACGGACCGUUAUUCUGUGGCUGGUACCUGGACUGGUCCUUCCACCCGAGCUAUAAUCUGACCCUGCUCAGAGACAUCAAGUUCGAUUGGUUUAAAGUUAACCCCGGGUGGGUAAUUUUUAUCAGUAACCAUGUCAUACCUGCGAUAGCCACGCCAAUCCCGAUAGUGAUAAUUCUCUCGUGCACCUCAAUGACGGUUUUGAGGCUAUCGGGCAGGGUCAAGGCUUUUGAAGCGCUGUCCACAUCGAGCGCCAAGCGAGUCAAAGAAAUGAGGUCUAUUAAAAUAUCCCUGGUGAUCUGCCUCUGUCUGGCGUUUUCGAUACUGCUCCCGAACGCGUGCCUGGACGCCUGCCUGGCAUUAAAUGACCAACUACUGUCUUACACUCUCAUUGCAUUUAUUCGUGCAUUUACCCAGCUGGCAGUCCAGGUGAAUGCGUCCAUGAAUUUUUUCAUUUACGUCGCCCUGAGCUCAAAAUUCUCUAAAAUAUUCUUGAACGUCAUUCGAUGCACGUAA